AACUUGGAGAAGCAGAACCAUACUCCAAGGAAGCACCAUCAACAUCACCACCAGCAGCACCAUCAGCAGCAGCAGCAGCAGCAGCAGCAACAACCACCCCCACCAAUACCUGCAAAUGGACAGCAGGCCAGCAGCCAGAAUGAAGGUUUAACCAUUGACCUAAAGAACUUUAGGAAACCAGGAGAGAAGACUUUCACCCAACGAAGCCGUCUCUUUGUGGGCAAUCUUCCUCCUGACAUUACUGAGGAGGAAAUGAGGAAGCUUUUUGAGAAAUAUGGGAAAGCAGGCGAGGUUUUCAUUCAUAAGGAUAAAGGCUUUGGCUUUAUUCGCUUGGAAACACGAACCCUAGCGGAAAUUGCCAAAGUGGAGUUGGAUAAUAUGCCACUCCGUGGAAAGCAGCUACGUGUGCGCUUUGCCUGUCAUAGUGCAUCUCUUACAGUCCGCAACCUUCCUCAGUAUGUGUCCAACGAACUGCUGGAAGAAGCCUUUUCUGUGUUUGGCCAGGUGGAGAGGGCUGUGGUCAUUGUAGAUGACCGAGGAAGGCCCUCAGGGAAAGGCAUUGUUGAGUUCUCAGGGAAGCCAGCUGCUCGGAAAGCUCUGGACAGAUGCAGUGAAGGCUCCUUCUUGCUAACCACAUUUCCUCGGCCUGUGACUGUGGAACCUAUGGACCAGUUAGAUGAUGAUGAGGGACUUCCAGAGAAGCUGGUUAUAAAAAACCAGCAAUUUCACAAGGAGCGAGAACAGCCACCCAGAUUUGCACAGCCAGGGUCCUUUGAGUAUGAGCAUGCCAUGCGCUGGAAGGCACUCAUUGAGAUGGAGAAGCAACAGCAGGAUCAAGUGGACCGCAACACCAAGGAGGCUCGUGAGAAGCUGGAGAUGGAGAUGGAGGCAGCACGCCGUGAGCACCAGGUUAUGCUAAUGAGGCAGGAUUUGAUGAGGCGUCAAGAAGAGCUUCGGAGAAUGGAGGAGCUGCAUAACCAAGAAGUUCAGAAACGAAAGCAGCUAGAGCUCAGGCAGGAGGAGGAACGCAGGCGCCGUGAGGAAGAAAUGCGGCGGCAACAAGAAGAAAUGAUGCGGCGACAGCAGGAAGGAUUCAAGGGAACCUUCCCUGAUGCGAGAGAACAAGAGAUACGGAUGGGCCAAAUGGCUAUGGGAGGUAAGUUAAAUAGCUCUGGUGACUUUUAGGGUGAAAAGGAUAGUUACAGAAAAGAACAGCAAGC
Alexandromys fortis (reed vole) is the source of this 1220-nucleotide messenger RNA. Its product is annotated as non-POU domain-containing octamer-binding protein-like. Gene Ontology annotation, molecular function: RNA binding. Gene Ontology annotation, biological process: regulation of DNA-templated transcription. The coding region runs from base 253 to 1185 and encodes 310 amino acids. The transcript has 5 exons. Lineage: Eukaryota; Metazoa; Chordata; Mammalia; Rodentia; Cricetidae. The record is from RefSeq and is a predicted model, not a curated record. Gene Ontology annotation, cellular component: nucleus.